Messenger RNA from Glycine soja, 4816 nucleotides. RefSeq lists its product as uncharacterized. Gene Ontology annotation, cellular component: membrane. NCBI's taxonomy places the organism in Eukaryota, Viridiplantae, Streptophyta, Magnoliopsida, Fabales, Fabaceae. Gene Ontology annotation, molecular function: monoatomic ion channel activity. The transcript has 25 exons. Gene Ontology annotation, biological process: monoatomic ion transport; transmembrane transport. Bases 16 to 4626 code for a protein of 1536 amino acids. The record is from RefSeq and is a predicted model, not a curated record.
UGGACACAAGCACUGAUGCAUGAGAAGAAUUAUCAAGGAAGCAUGGCUAAUUUUGAAGACCGUGAGCUGCUGAUGAUGUCAGAAACAGAUGCACAAUCAUAUGAUGAAACUUUGCACUCUAAAUUCCAAAGGCUUUUAUCCAGGACACAAAGUGCAUCAGUUUCUAUUCCCAUGGAGUCAUAUGAGAGAAAAACUAGUAUUGUGGGACAUAGUGGUUCACUCUAUGCUAAUGCUACACCAGGAACUGAUAAUCUCUUGCAGCAUAGUAUAGUUGUAACAGGAAACAAAACAGAGGAGAGCAAGACAGAUAAAUUUGCUACUUUCAUCAGCACAGAUAAAUUUGAUAGUAAAAAUGAACAUUUACUGAUAUCCGGACAACUGGGAAUUUGUAAUGAUCCUUAUUGUACUACUUGUCCUACUUACUUCGAGGCUUCUCAGCUAAGAAAUCCAAAAGCUUCAAUUCUAUCUGAUCCCAAGUUCCACAAUGCUCUUUAUGGGGAUGCCAAGGGUUUCGCUAGAAAACUUUUUUCCUUCUGUUCUUCUUUUGUUCCUGGAGUUAUGAACCCUCACUCUAAAUUCAUACAACAUUGGAACAAGGUUCUCGCCACUUUUUGCUUGGUUGCAAUUUUUGUGGAUCCAUUAUUUUUCUUCUUACUCUAUGUUCGUCAGGAUUUUAAUUGCAUAGUUGUCAACUGGAAAUUGACAAAAGCACUUGUUAUAGUUAGAAGCAUGAAUGACUUCAUAUAUUGUCUUAACAUUCUUCUCCAGUUUAGGUUGGCUUUUGUUUCUCCUGAGUCGAGGGUGGUUGGUGCUGGAGAUUUAGUUGACCAUCCAAAGAAAAUUGCUCUUCGUUACCUGAAGGGUUAUUUUCUUAUUGACUUAUUUGUUGUAUUUCCUCUUCCUCAGGUAAUGUUAUUGUCUGUCCUACCAAAUUCCUUGAGGGGAGCAAAUUAUGCUAAAAAUGUCCUGCGUGCAGCGAUCCUAGUACAAUAUAUUCCCAGAUUAUUCAGGUUUCUGCCUAUGCUGUUUGGCCAAUCUCCUGCAGGAUUCAUAUUUGAGUCAGCAUGGGCAAAUUUCAUAAUAAACCUUCUUAUUUUUAUGCUAGCUAGCCAUGUUGUUGGCUCUUGCUGGUACCUCUUUGCGCUACAGAGGGUUAAUCAAUGUUUUCGAAAUGCAUGCCAUACUUCUAAUAUACCUGGAUGCCUGACAUUCAUUGAUUGUGGACAUAGCCAUAAUGGACACAAUCAGCCUGGUCUAUCAUCAAACCAGUGGAACAACCAUAUAGAUGCUAUUGCGUGUUGGAAUUCCUCUUCCGGUGGUUCUUUUGCUUACGGGAUUUACGCCAAUGCUGUACCUCUUACUACACAAACAGACAUGGUCAUCAAAUACAUAUAUGCUCUAUUUUGGGGAUUACAGCAAAUCAGUACUCUGGCUGGUAACCAAACACCUAGCGAUUUUGUGUGGGAAGUCCUUUUUACUAUGGCCAUCGUGGGAUUGGGACUUUUUCUUUUUGCACUUCUCAUUGGAAACAUACAGAACUUUCUUCAAGGUCUUGGACGGAGGAGGCUAGAAAUGCAACUUAGAAGCCGUGAUGUUGAGCAAUGGAUGAGUCAUCGGCGCUUACCCGAAUACCUAAGAAGGAGAGUACGAGAGGCUGAACGGUAUAGUUGGACCGCAACAAGGGGGGUGAAUGAAGCAGUGCUCAUGGAGAAUUUUCCAGAAGAUCUCCAAGUGGACAUAAGACGCCAUCUCUUCAAAUUUGUUAAGAAAGUUCGGAUUUUUGCUCUGAUGGAUGAGCCUAUAUUAGAUGCCAUUUGCACGAGAUUAAGACAGUCGACAUACAUCAAAGGAAGUAGAAUUUUGAGUCAUGGUGCUGUGGUAGACAAGAUGCUAUUCGUGGUGCGUGGUAAAUUGGAGAGCAUUGGAGAAGAUGGAACUAGGAUUCCUUUAUCUGAAGGGGAUGCUUGUGGUGAAGAACUCCUAACGUGGUAUCUUGAGCAUUCUUCAGUGAGCACGGAUGGAAGAAGAGUAAGGCUUCCAGGACAGAGGUUGCUUAGCAACAGGACAGUAAGAUGCUUAACAAAUGUGGAAGCACUUUCACUCCGAGCUGCAAACCUUGAAGAAGUCACAAUCCUUUUCACAAGAUUCUUGCGUAGUUUGCGUGUUCAAGGAGCCUUAAGGUAUGAAUCACCCUAUUGGAGAUCCCUAGCAGCAAUCCGCAUUCAGGUUGCAUGGAGAUACAGGAAGAAACGACUAAGUCAUGCUGAUUCCUCUCUUCAAGAUAAAUUGGAGAAUCAUCAAGGAAACAUGGCUCAUUUUGAAAAAGAUGAGGUGCCAAUGCUGUCAGAAACACAUGCUCGACUAUCUGAUGAAGUUGUGGAUUCUAAUUUCCGGAGGCUUGUAUCUAGGACACGAAGUGCUUCAAUUUCUAUUCCUAUGGCCUCCUUGGAAUCAUAUGAGAAAGAAACUAAUCUUGUAGGACAUACUGGUCCACUUCGCAGUGUGAGAAAAACCCCCUUUGUGCAGAUGAGUGGUCCACUGUAUGCUACCAAUGGAACUGGAAAUCUUUCACGACAGAAUAUAGUUGUGACAGGAACCAAAGUAGUGGAGAGCAAGACAGAAAAGUUUUCUACUUUUGAUGGCACGAAUGAAAAUCGUUGGGAUAAUGACUAUGAUAGAAAGAAUGAGCACUUAAUGAGGUCUGGGCAACUGGGAAUGUGUAAUGAUCCUUGUUGUACUACUUGCCCCUCUUAUGUCAAGGCUUCUCAACCAAGAACCCGGAAAACUUCAGCUAUAUUUGAUCCCAAGUUCCACAAUAAUCUUUAUGGGGAUGCCAAGGGUUUUGGAAGAAAACUUUAUUCCUUCUGCUCUCGAUAUGUUCUUGGAGUUAUGAAUCCUCAUAAUAAAUUUCUACAACGAUGGAACAAGAUUUUGGCCAUUUUUUGCUUGGUGGCAAUUUUUGUUGAUCCAUUAUUUUUCUUCUUAAUCUAUGUGAAGAAGAAUGAAAAAUGUAUUGCUAUCAAUCAGACAAUGACAACAACACUUGUUUUAUUUAGAAGCAUUAAUGAUUUGAUAUAUUUCUUUAACAUUCUUCUCCAGUUUAAGUUGGCUUAUGUUUCUCCUGAGUCAACGGUAGUAGGUGCUGGAGAUUUAGUUGACCAUCCCAAGAAAAUUGCUCUUAAUUAUCUGAAGGGUUAUUUUUUCAUCGACCUAUUUGUUGUAUUGCCUCUUCCUCAGAUAAUGAUAUUAUUUGUCCUACCAAAGUACCUGGGAUUAUCAGGAGCAAAUUAUGCUAAAAAUCUUCUGCGUGCUGCCAUCCUUGUGCAGUAUUUUCCCAGAUUAUUCAGAUUUCUGCCUCUGCUAAUUGGCCAGUCUCCUACAGGAUUCAUAUUUGAGUCAGCCUGGGCAAAUUUCAUUAUAAAUCUUCUCAUUUUUAUGCUAUCUGGCCAUGUUGUUGGUUCUGGCUGGUACCUCUUUGGUCUACAGAGGGUUAAUCAAUGCUUGCGAAAUGCCUGCCGUGAUUCUAAUAUUACUGGAUGCUCAGCAUUCAUUGAUUGUGGCUAUGGCCCUGACGAUGUAUCUGGCCGGGCAGAAGUGUGGAACAACAAUGUAAAUGCCACUGCUUGUUUGAAUUCAAGUUCUGAUGCUUUUAAGUAUGGGAUCUAUGUAAAUGCUGUACCACUUACUAUAGAAACUAGGGUGGUCCACAAAUAUGUAUUUGCACUGUUUUGGGGAUUCCAGCAAAUCAGUACCCUGGCUGGUAAUCAAACCCCAAGCUAUUUUGUGUGGGAAGUACUUUUUACAAUGGCCAUCAUAGGAUUGGGACUCUUGCUUUUUGCACUUCUCAUUGGAAAUAUACAGAACUUUCUGCAGGCUCUUGGACGCAGGAGGCUAGAAAUGCAACUUAGAGGUCGUGAUGUUGAGCAAUGGAUGAGCCACCGUCGCUUACCCGAAGAUCUAAGAAGGAGAGUACGUCAUGCUGAACGGUAUAGUUGGGCAGCAACAAGAGGAGUGAAUGAAGAAAUACUUCUGGAGAAUAUGCAGGAAGAUCUCCAGACAGACAUAAGACGUCAUCUCUUCAAAUUUGUUAAAAAAGUUCGAAUCUUCGCCCUGAUGGAUGAGCCUAUCUUAGAUGCCAUUUGUGAGAGACUAAAACAAAAGACAUACAUCAAAGGAAGUAAAGUUUUGAGUCAGGGGAGUCUUGUAGAGAAGAUGGUCUUUGUUGUACGUGGGACAUUGGAGAGCUUUGGGGAUGAUGGAACUAUGGUUCCCUUAUCUGAAGGGGAUGCUUGUGGUGAAGAACUUCUGACAUGGUAUCUUGAGCAUUCUUCUGUAAGCACAGAUGGUAAAAAAGUAAGGGUUCAAGGACAGAGGUUGCUGAGCAACAGGACAGUAAGAUGCUUAACAAACGUGGAGGCAUUUUCACUUCGAGCUGCAGACCUUGAGGAACUGACAAUUCUUUUCACAAGAUUCUUGCGGAACCCUCAUGUUCAAGGAGCACUAAGGUAUGUAUCACCUUACUGGAGAUCCCUUGCAGCAAACCGUAUUCAGGUUGCAUGGAGAUACAGGAAGAAGCGUCUAAGUCGUGCUAAUACCUCGCAAUCAGAUCAAACAUUGAUUGCAUAGAUUGUCCUUAAUAUCUUAUUAGCUAAACUUUGUCAUAGGUUGUACGAUUAUAAAAUAUCUUUGAUAGUUUCACUUAUUUCCAUGUACAAAUGUUCCUUCUAAAAGGCAUGUAUUAAGCGUCAAGAACUUAAUUAAAAAAUUGAGAAUUGGAUAACUCGCCAGAAGCAGCCAUGAAUUUUAACAUGAAUCA